AUGCUAAAUUUUGGCACGUCCAGAAAUCAGACAAGGACAGCCAGAGCUACAACAAUGGGAGGCAUGGAUUAUCCAGAUCCAAAAAGGAAGGGCAAUUUUGUUGGGAAAGUAUUUCUUGCUGCUAUAUUAACAACACUAUGCAUCAUCAUGAUCAAGCGAUCUCCAUCAUUGAAUUCCAGUAGUCCGUUUUCCAUCCGGGAGCCUGGUGUCACUCAUGUUUUAGUAACAGGGGGUGCAGGGUUUAUUGGUUCACAUGCUUCUCUAAGACUUCUGAGAGAUAAUCAUCGUGUCACCAUAGUAGACAAUCUUUCACGAGGAAAUUUGGGAGCCAUCAAGGUUCUUCAAGAAUUAUUUCCAGAACCUGGAAGGCUUCAAUUUAUUUAUGCUGACUUGGGAGAUCCGCAUUCUGUUAAUAAAAUAUUUUUGGAGAACAAAUUUGAUGCUGUUAUGCACUUUGCUGCUGUUGCAUAUGUAGGAGAAAGCACUAUGGAUCCUCUCAAGUAUUAUCACAAUAUUACUUCAAACACCUUGUUGGUAUUAGAGUCUAUGGCUAAACAUGAUGUGAAGACAUUGAUAUAUUCUAGUACAUGUGCAACAUACGGGGAACCUGCAAAGAUGCCCAUUACAGAGGAAACGGAGCAGGUCCCAAUAAAUCCAUAUGGGAAAGCCAAAAAGAUGGCAGAAGAUAUCAUCCUUGAUUUCUCUAAAAACUCAGACAUGGCAAUAAUGAUCCUGAGAUACUUCAACGUGAUUGGAUCAGACCCUGAAGGAAGAUUGGGAGAGGCUCCUAGGCCUGAACUGCGAGAGCAAGGUCGAAUAUCAGGUGCCUGCUUUGAUGCUGCUCGUGGUAUUAUACCUGGUUUAAAGGUAAGAGGAACAGACUAUAAGACGGAUGAUGGAACUUGCGUACGAGAUUACAUCGAUGUUACUGACCUGGUUGAUGCUCAUGUGAAAGCUCUAGAAAAGGCACAACCUGCUAAAGUUGGAAUCUACAAUGUUGGCACCGGAAAGGGUAGUUCAGUGAAGGAGUUUGUGGAAGCUUGUAAAAAGGCCACAGGGGUGGACAUUAGAGUAGACUUCCUUCCUCGUCGUCCUGGUGAUUAUGCUGAGGUGUACAGUGACCCAACAAAGAUCAAACGUGAACUGAAUUGGAGUGCUAAGCGCACUGAUCUUCAACAGAGUUUGAGGAUUGCAUGGAGAUGGCAGAAAUCUCAUGGUGGUGCCUAUGGAGUUUCAAAUGAAAUGCGUUGA
Sphenostylis stenocarpa is the source of this 1251-nucleotide messenger RNA. NCBI's taxonomy places the organism in Eukaryota, Viridiplantae, Streptophyta, Magnoliopsida, Fabales, Fabaceae. The record is from the annotation of a GenBank genome assembly.